CAGUUCUCUCCCCGGGGAGCACUUCCGGUGGCGUUUCCUGUGUUUGUAAACUGAGAAAAACUGGAACUCGGACGAGAGAUUAUAAACAGCGAAAUACGAGGGAACCAAAAAGGGCUCUGCUGCCAGAUGAGCGGGGUGGGUGAAUCCUCCUGUCAGAUAGACCAUCCUGAGUGACGGCUCUUCAGGCUGUUCCGUCACCACCCCCCACCCCCACCCCCACGAUUAGGGACCGUGGCGAUGACACACCUACCUAGCAGCUCAGUCCGUGACCACAUGAAAUGGGCGGGUCUGCUGGGCUGUGAAGCGGUUCUGUCCAGCAUGGCUCUCAUGCAGGCUAGCUCCAUGGCUGGGCAGAAGAAGAUGAUGUCACCAUUGAGUCACGGGCAGAGGGACAACAACGAGCGCAGCUCACAGGGUCACAUGAUCCUGCCUUCUGGAAUGAGCUGCCCACCGCUGCUCAUAAGAAAGGAAGGAGAGUUCCACUCCUCUCGGCUGUUGGACGAUAAGGAAAUGAGGGACAGUGACGACAUGCAGCUGAAAAAGAAGAACAGGAAGUCAGGAACUCCCUGCAAAGUGGUGGUGGUGGACGAGAAUGGCGACUGUCCACUCAAAGUGCAGAAGAACUUCAUCUGUGAGCACUGCUACGGUGCCUUCCGCAGCGGCUACCACCUGAAACGACACAUCCUCAUCCACACAGGGGAGAAGCCGUUUGAAUGCAACGUGUGCGACAUGCGGUUUAUUCAGCGUUACCACCUGGAGAGACACAAGCGAGUUCACAGCGGAGCAAAGCUUUGGGAGAAGCCGUUUGCAUGCGACCUGUGCGACAUGCGGUUUAUUCAGCGUUACCACCUGAAGAGACACGAGCGAAUUCACAGCGGAGAGAAGCUUUGGGAGAAGCCGUUUGCGUGCGACUUAUGCGACAUGCGGUUCAUUCAGCGCUACCACCUGGAGAGACACAAGCGUGUUCACAGCGGAGAGAAGCCUUACCAAUGUGAACGUUGUCAGCAGAAUUUCUCCCGGACGGACCGGCUCCUGCGUCACCGGCGGCUGUGUCAGGGGCGGGCCGUCGCCAAAGUGGAGAACCAGUCCUGCUGCGACGUCAGGGCCUACUCCCAGGAACCCCCGCCCACCGCUGCCUGGAGCCCCCUGCACCCUCCCACCGGGCGCCUAGCCGUUUGACAGACCCCCCGCCCCCCACACCCCACUGCCACCCUGGAGCAACACAACACGACCCAGCGUCACAGGCUCACGGUCUGGAGCUCACUGGCGCCAUCGCCAGGCGCAGACUGAAUUUGCAGAUCCGGUUAUGAGCUUCCGGGAGAGACAUUUGAAUGUUUUUUUUUUUUGUUUUUUUUUUUUGUUUUUUUUUUCUCCCUCCCUCCUCCAUUCACCCUAUUUUAGUCAGCUAGUUUCUUGCAGUAGAUGGUGGAGAAUUUUUUUUACUUACUCUAUUUGAUUUAUACUUUUUUUAUUUUGCUAUUCUGAUUUUACCGUUUGUUUUAUUGGUACUGAAAGGUGGGGGGUGGAAGGGUGGGCGGCAACACCAUGGCAACGGCAAAAGCGGAGUAUAUAUACGUGCAUAUAGCAAAACUAUGGAGGGAAAUUAAAUGUAGUUAUAUGUGAAAGAACCCUGUCAGAUUAUGGUAGAGCAGUUAGAGGUUAGUUUUGUAUACCAGCCAUUGGUUGUUGAAUGGUGGGCGAGACAAAAAGCUUUUUUGACACUUGCAAAUGAAGACCAUCCCAUUAACGAAACAGGGCUGUUUUGGUUGGCGGUCAGUCAUGGCCACAAUGCUCUUUAAUGGGAGGGAGUGGAUCCGUUAUCUUGUGUGGUGAGGACACGACUCAUUUAGACUCCAGUGUAGAACAGCACUGAAGACUCAGGACACUGCACCAGGAGGCAGCUUUACCAAUAUAUGUCAAAUGUUUUCUUGUUUUAAUAUAUACAGAAAGACCAACCGAAUAACGUAAGCAAAUACACAAAACCUUGUGGCCUUCAGUCAUGCUCACAGGUGUUUGUAUCAUUUUUUGAGUUUUACUUUAUUUUUAUUUUUUAUGUUAGCUUGUGAAUGUGACUGGCGGUAUUCAGAAGCGGAUUUUAUAAUUCACAAGAUCCUCGCCUGCUGCAUUGCAUUAUAAAGCCUACAGGGGGCAGCAAAGGAUAUUUAGUACCGUCAGUGGUGCAGCCCACAGGGUUGGCACGCCCCUGAGGAGAAACCAGUUACAAGAUUGAAUCACCUGGGAGCGGCGAGAUAAAUAUAGAUUGCUGUUGGGGAAACCACCCGCAGAUCUCUGCAGAACUGUUACAACCGUCUGACUGUGUUAGUGACUAACACUUGUAGCAUUCAAGCCAAAAGGAUAGUGAACAUUAUGACAUAAUCCAGAAUUUAGGUGCAGAUAUUGUGGCCACGGCCAGGAUGUGGUUAGGGCUGCAGUAACCGCUGUAGCAGCCUGUUCUCUGGAGACUUUGCUGCAGUAACCGCUGUAGCAGCCUGUUCUCUGGAGGCUUUGCUGCAGUAACACUGCUGUAGCAGCCUGUUCUCUGGAGGCUUUGCUGCAGUAACACUGCUGUAGCAGCCUGUUCUCUGGAGGCUUUGCUGCAGUAACACUGCUGUAGCAGCCUGUUCUCUGGAGGCUUCACUGCAGCGGCCUAAAGAGCUUUCCGGCAGAGAGGCGGAGAUGCACAGCGGCUCCAAACUGGGCUGUUGGGGCAGGGCUGCAACACACGUAGGCAGGCCGUGGCCUCCACUGACAGUUUUAACAUUUACAGCCGCCUUUCCCAUCAAUCUGGAAACGAUGAAAUGCAUUUGUGAAAUCGUGACCAGCAGUUGGUGGCCAACGGCGUUUUCAGUUUGACAACGUGCUACGCAACAGGCGACCUAGGGGGACAGCGAGCGGGGGACUGCAUUCGCCGCACACCCCCACCCCCACUCCCGACGCAUCGAAGCAUCCCUGUCCGCCAAUCUCAAGGACCUUUUUUUAUUCGUAUAUUCUUAAAACACUGGAGCGAUAAAAAGCUGGAGCUGAUAAUGGAUGUAUUGUUUUUAAACAGCUAUAAUUUUUUAGUCCAUUGAAAGAGAGGGACAUAACCUUGCUUUAAAAUUGUGAAAAAAAGAAACAAAUGACCAGUACUUGGAUUAGUAUUGUUUUGAGAAAUCAGAUUGUCUUGUAUUUAAAUAUUCUUAGGGACCUAGAGUACCUCAGAAGAUUGCAGUGUUUUAACACUGUUCUUACCCCUUCUUACCCCUAAAGCUGUAGUGAAUAAUCUUAAUAGGAAUACUAGAAGAACAACUGUGUCUAGAGUAGCAAUCACAGAUUAGAGUUUUUAAUAGUCUUGCAUGCAGAUCUGUGAUCCUUGGAUUAACUAAAAGGAUCAUAUAUUAAUUAUUUGUGUAGGUAUGAAGAUUCUUUUGUGUUAACUUUUUUAUUUUUAUUGUUAUCAGCAUUAUUGUUGAAAUGGGCAAACUAAUAUUUACCCUCAUGAUCCAGUUAGUGACAAUGAUAUGGAGUGAAGAGCAGGGCUUUCAUGAAGCUGAAAUAAACAACUUUUUAAAAAGA
Conger conger (European conger) is the source of this 3555-nucleotide messenger RNA. RefSeq names its product zinc finger protein 740-like. Gene Ontology annotation, cellular component: nucleus. Gene Ontology annotation, molecular function: DNA-binding transcription factor activity, RNA polymerase II-specific; RNA polymerase II cis-regulatory region sequence-specific DNA binding. The coding region runs from base 238 to 1179 and encodes 313 amino acids. The transcript has 9 exons. The record is from RefSeq and is a predicted model, not a curated record. Gene Ontology annotation, biological process: regulation of transcription by RNA polymerase II. Lineage: Eukaryota; Metazoa; Chordata; Actinopteri; Anguilliformes; Congridae.